AUGAACUCCCACAUCGACGCUGACCCCACCCAAGCGGUGGACGGGCUCGUCCGCGCCAUCCGGGAUCUGACCUCCGACCCCAACUACAAGCUGGUUGCCGACGUCUUCAGCGAGUUCCUCUAUGUCAAGGAGCAAAAUAACAAGCUCUCCAGCUCGCACCAGGUCGUACUAGAGGAGUACCGCAAGUUCCGGAAUGAGCUCGAGGACCAGAGAACCGAGCUGGAGACCGAGAAGAAGGGCCUCGAGGCCGUGUUGCAGGAAAAGUUGCAGGAGAACUUGCAGCUCAGUGCCACCCGGGCAAGGUUAGAGGGCGAUCUCCUGGAUGCCCACAAAGCGACUGAGGCCCGGAUUAAGGAGGCAGCAGAGGCGGCUGCGGUGGCUGCCCAACGGUACUCUGACCUCCAGGACGCCACGGCCCAGGCGUAUGCGGAAUUCGAAAAGAAGAAGGCAAGGGAAUUCGCCGAUUUCGAAGAGAAGACGGCAAAAACGUUCUUGGACCUCGAGGAGAAGAAAGCAAGGGAAUAUGGUGAGCUUGAGGCUAUCAAAGCGGCCGUGGAGGAGGCGAAACGCCUGGGCGAAGAGGCUGCCGCUGCGGAGAUCGCAACUCUCACCACAGCCAAGACAGGCCUGGAGGAGAUCAAAGCCAACAACGAGACCGAAAUCGAGAGUCUCAAAGGGAAUGUGACCGAUCUUGAGAAGGCCAAGGCGGAUCUCGAACAGGUGAAGGCCGACAACGAGGCGGAAAUUACGUCCCUCAAGGAGAAAGUCGCCACUCUAGAGGGCGAGAAGAAGAGCCUUGAGGAGGAGCUCGAGGCGGCGCGGCAAGAAAUCUCCUCGCUCAAGGAAACUGUCGCUCAAAGAGACGCCGAGAUCGAGAGCCUGCGGGAGUCGCUGCGGGCAGCAGAGGAGCAAAUCGCCUCGCUGCAACAGACAAUCGAGGACAAGAACGCCGAAAUCGAGGAUCUCCAUGGCAAGCUUACGGCCGAGGGUGAGCGUGCGGAACAGGCAGAGUUACACGGCCGUGACCUCCAGGCUCAACUCGAGAACACAACGAACAACCUGCAGCUCACAGCCGGGAAGCUCGCUGACCUCGAGCAAUACCGCAUCGUCAUGAACACUGACAACGACGACACUUACGUCACUGUUCUUGACAAAAUCUGGACCACCAUCGUGACUCUUGUUGAAGGCACAUUCCGGCCCGAUAUCGACGAACAGACCCUGGCUGACCCAUCAUGCUGGUCCAACCUUCGCAACUCGCCCUACCUCAAGCACGCCACACAGCUCCAGAUCCCACUCCCGCAGUCCAACACGCCAGCUGCCAAGGGCAUGCGGAUCAGUGCCGUGCUGGCUGUGCUCUCUCGCGCCAUGCACAAGCAUCUCUUCCGUCCGGUGUACCUCCUCGACGACGACGACGAAAACCUAGUCAAAUUCCUCCGGGCACUGGAAGAUGAGGACCCAACACGCGAGGCACACAUGCGCGCUACACUUCUGUCGAUGAUGCCAGAACGCCAGGUCGAGUCGGGCGCGCGCCGGGUGAAGAUGGUUGUGCGCGAGAUCUCGUGGCUAGUGCAGCAUCUCCUGACAGCUUUGCAAUUCGAGGCGUUUUGCACCGGGCUUGAGGCCGCCUGCAAGCUUGCUUGCGACCAGUGGAUGCGCAUCCAACUCGCCCAUAUGAAGAUCGAGCCCUACUUCGGCCCGCCCUACGACGAUUUCGACUGGCAGGUCCUCGAGCUUCCCGAAUUCGCUGAAGCCGCCGAGCACGAAGCCGGGCUCCACAACAUCCGCCCCGAGACUGCGCUCACCGAAGACCGUCUCGAGACCAUCGAAGCCAGCAACUCAUCCACCGAAGGGACCAGCGCCCCUGAUGCCGCCAGCAGCAGUCAUACGCCCCACGACGCCGCCUCCUCUUCCUCCUACCACGCCGGGCUUCCCGAUGACGACAUCAGGGACGACGAGGUUGAUCCCGAUGAAAUCCUCCUUGUUGUCUGGCCCAGCAUGUGUGCCGUCGAGGCCGGCGAGCUCAUGUCCAUUACCCAAGGGCUGGUCAUCUCCAAGGAGCAGGCGCGCCCUGCACUAGACGAACAGCGCGCCCGGUCGCGGAUCCCACCGCGCCCUGGCUCGCGCCGUGCGAGGACCAUGAGCAUGCAUGGACAGAGUCGGGGGAGCAGCCCGUCGCGGCUGGGCAGGCAUUUCCUUGCUCAAAGCCAUGUGCCGGCGGAUUUGGACGGGAAUGAAGAAUAA
Molecule: messenger RNA, 2241 nt
Organism: Dichotomopilus funicola
Lineage: Eukaryota; Fungi; Ascomycota; Sordariomycetes; Sordariales; Chaetomiaceae
Exons: 2
Coding region: 1-2241 (746 amino acids)
Source: RefSeq, a predicted model, not a curated record